CCUACAGCGACGUGUUCGAAGGCCCGCAUGGAGUAGUACCGGAUCGACCCAUCCGCCAUGUGAUCAUCCUCGAGGACGGGGCCGUACCUCCGCGCGGUUGCAUCUACCGAAUGAGCGAGGAAGAGUUAAGUGUGCUUCGGGCACAACUCGACGACCUUCUAGAGAAAGGCUGGAUUCGGCCUAGCUCAUCGCCAUACGGUGCUCCUGUUCUCUUCGUCCGGAAGAAGAACAAGGAUUUGCGGUUGUGCAUCGAUUAUCGCAAACUCAAUGCGCAGACGAUCAGGAACGCCGACCCUCUCCCACGCAUCGACGACCUUCUCGAGCGAUUGGGCGGCGCCCAGUUCUUCUCUAAGUUGGAUCUCAAGUCAGGGUACCACCAACUCGAGAUUCGCAAGGAGGAUCGCUACAAGACGGCGUUCAAGACUCGGUAUGGGCAUUUCGAAUGGCUGGUCAUGCCAUUUGGCCUUACGAAUGCCCCAGCCACUUUCCAAGCGGCUAUGACGACGGAGUUCCGACACAUGYUGGAUCGUUUCGUACUUAUAUACCUCGACGACAUUCUGGUUUACAGCCGGAGUCUGGACGAGCAUGUGGAACACCUGCGCACCGUCUUGGAGCGGGUACGACAGGGCCGGAACCUGGACGUGGGCGCGGCGUGGAGCCGAGGAGACCGGCUUGCCUUGCAUCUUGCGUUCGUAGCGUGCGAGAAUGUCCGAAGUUGUUUCUUGCAGUUCCGCACGGGUCAACCAUGUGCAGUAUGCAAAAUGUACCAAGUACUCGGUUGGCCUGUUGUCGUAGCGUCGCUGGGAGAUGAUUUCGCCGACCUCCUGGAAACCGUCCAUAGAGGGUGGGUCUUGCGAACGUCUCCCGGGAAAAUCGUCAUGUUCCGAUGGCGUGUAAAGAAACAACUUGGAGCAAUGAAAGACUGGGUAGACGGGCAAGUGGGCGGGCACCUGAAUAGUGAAGGAAGGUCCCUCGGGUGCAUCCCCAGCGGGUGCCACGAUCGGCCAAGGCCCGAUCCAUUUCGGGACGAGCUUGCAAGAGAGAUCUUGUUCAAGGUUGAAUUCCGCGGCGGAGACCCAAACGAGAUCGUCGGCGCGGAAUGGACAAGGAAGACGCUGGCGAUUGGCUUGUUGGCUCAUGCGUUGCUGCGUCUUGGCCAUCUGGUCGCGUGCCUUGACAAGUAGCUCUUGCAUCCGACACAAGAAAAAAAGAUGGUCGUCGCUCUCGGCCGUUCGUGGAAUGAUAGUGUCCAACGGCGAA
Molecule: messenger RNA, 1260 nt
Organism: Chara braunii
Lineage: Eukaryota; Viridiplantae; Streptophyta; Charophyceae; Charales; Characeae
Source: the annotation of a GenBank genome assembly